ACCAGCAGUCUUCCUGAUCUGAGAUCAUAACGUCUAGGCUUACAUGCUCACUGUUCUGCUGUCAGUGUGUUUAAAACCCGGGAAACACAUAAGGAAAAAGAAGAAAUACAGGAAAAUGGAUUUUAAAGGGUUAAAAACCACUUGCAGAAACAUCCAGCUGACACAAGUGUUUUCACCACAGGGUUCUUUUUUCUGUUUAACCACAAGAAGAUUCGUGGGCACAGACAUCUGUUUUAAUCUGCAUCUCUGGAGAAAAUGUUGAAAAAAAUUCUCAGAGGUGUGAUCUUAAAAAAAGAGGUGGAUGGAAAGAAAGCCGGUGUUUUACCUCAUACAACCAAGCUCAAGCGUCGGGACUCAUUUCUGUCUGAUCGGUCGACAGGAAACCUUCUUCUCUUGUUCACGUCGUCUUCAAGACGUCUGCUGGAACAAUUUAAGCUUUUUGGAGAAUAAUAUGAGAAUAUUGAUGAACAGAAUGAGAAGAAAAAGGAUGCUGUGACUUUUACCAUGAAAACAAAUAUAACCCAUGGAACUGGCACAUCAUUACCUCACCUGCUGUGGUUUCAGAGCUCCUACAGACAAAAACUGAUGAUGCCAAAUAUGAAACGAAAAAAGACACGUUUCCUGUUUUUUCUAUUUCAUCUUCUUCAAAUGUGCAGAAGUGACACCUGUCCCAAACAAAACAAGGAUCUCACUUGCUACAACGACUACAGUCAUGUCAUCACUUGUGUUUGGAAAAGCUCAUCCGGCUCUGAUCUAACAGACGAAGAGUGUGAAUUAGACGGGGUGAAGGUGCUUGAUGGAGAAGAGUACACCACUUCCUGCACGCUGCAGCCUUCUGACGCCUCUGGACAGAGCCUUAAAAGGUGCUCUCUGGUCUUCAGUGAAACUUAUUUUUUUGUAACAUAUGAUGAGAUCUCCAUCCAUGUGAGCUGCCUCCCUUCAAACCACAGGGAAACCUUUCUCUACAAACCAGCUUGUCACAUUAAACUGAGUCAUCCAGAAAAGCCAGAUGUCAACAUCACCACCGUGUCCUGGAUCCCCCAAGCAAACAAACAUGAAAAUGUUCAGCUUUACGUCUCACAGCUGGAGUGGAAACGUCAGGAUCAGUCAUGGAGUGAUCCCUCUGUUCAGAAACAGAAAAGGAAUAUUGCCUGUCCAUGGAGCUGUGAGGUAAACCUGGAUCCUGAUUUACUGAUGCAGGGUGACACGUACGAGGCCCGUGUUCGUGUGAUGGUGGGGGAGAAGGGCUUAGAAGGAACCUGGAGUGACUGGAGUCCCACUGAGUCAUGGGUGUCACAAGUUGGGGAAAUCAGACCACCUACAGGGAUUUCUGUGGUGGUUUUAAACUUGUCUCUCGCUGGCCUGACAGUGUUUGGCUUGCUGCUGGUCGUCAUCUUCCUCAGAAUGAAAAAAAACACUUGGGUGUAUGUGGUGAAGAAGGUCUCGGGUCCACCUAUACCAAAUCCUGCAAAAGCUGCACACUUCCAGAACUGGUCAAGUCCAAACUUCACCAGUGAGUCCAUUCACUCCUUCCUGAAACCAGUGGAGAUCGUCUCUGUUGAAGUCACCUCCAGCGUGGAUGCCGUCACGUUCUGUGAACCAGAUGUGAAAACGAUGCCAGAAAGCAUCAGCCGCGAGUCCUCUGGUUCCAGCUUCUCCAACCCAAGCUACUCUGAGCUUUGUUCUUCUUCCACCAAGUCCUCAGCCGCAGCUGGAGACCUGAUGCCCUGCUCCAUGGAUGCUCCUUACAAGCCUGUUUGUGGCCAGGGAGAAGAGAAGAACCCAGAACAGGGUAGAGAGGGAGCUUCAGAGAAAGACAUGGAGAUCAUGAAGUUAAUUCUUAAUGGCAGUAGUGACAGCAAGGCGGUGAAGAUGAUUUCAGAAUACGAGAAGGUUAAGGACGUCCAGGUGGAGCGUUUCAGGCUACGCAGUGUUGAUUCAGGCAUGUGCAGCUGUGAGGAGGUCAGUCAGGAGAGCAUGGAGGUAGAUAGCAUCAACAUGACAGAUGGACAGGAGGAGGCAAGUCCAAGUGAAGAGAAGAAGAAAGGAGGGGAUGGGAUGAAGGUAGAUCACUUAAAGUUGGUUGGGAGGAGUGGGGGCAUGUUGGGCAGAAACACCAUUCAGGUUUGUCUGGAUUACAAACCAUUCCCAAAGCUGCAGGCUGGAAGUCCCGAGCUUCCAAGCCUGGAUUCAGGAAUUAGCUGCAGAGAGGAAGAGCGUGAGAGUCAGGAUGAUAAACCUGCUCACUUCCUGUCCCCUCCCCAUCCUUCCACUCAAUUUAAUUUUCCGAGUCCACUUCUGCCCGCCCUUCCAUGUAUGUUUGAGAAGAUUCCUCUGAUGUCAGACAGCAUGCCGCUGCUGCUCUGUGAUGACGGCUACAAGCCGGUGAGACAGGAGCAGGCCUAGAAACAGACAGCAGGCCUCACAUGAACAUCUGAAGGAUCCAGCAGACCUACACAAUCAGAUCUGUGACUUCAUUUAGUAGACCAUGUGAAGAGAAGAUUCAAACGUGGGUGACUUUCAUAAAAUUAGGGACAUUUAUUAUCUUACAUGCUGAAAGUAAAUUUCUCAAAUUUGUAAAAUUCUGAUCGGAUUGAUAAGCUAACGGACAGUUGCAGCAGCCACUGCUACUGUCAAAAGAUCAUUCAUGGCAUUUUGUGUUGAUGUUAAGCUUUUAUAUCAUUUUAAAUGUUGUAUUUUGGGAUCAUUAACAUGGGGAAACAACAAGUUGUAGCUAGCCAGCUCAAUGGCCUAGUGGUAGUGUCCACCCUGGGACUGGAAGAUUUGUGUUCAAAUUGCAGUCGGGUCAUACCAAAGACUAUAAAAAAUGGGACCCAAUGCCUCCCUGCUUGACCCCCGUCUUCAUGGGGUUGGAUUGGGGGGUUAAACCACCAAAUAGUUCUUAAACGCGGCCGUAUCUGCAGCUCACCGCUCCCCACAGUGUGUGACAACUAUGAGACUUUAAUCAUUUAAUCUUCCUGUGCAGCUUCCGUCGCAUCCCACGGCAACCUCAGGCUACUUCUGCUCUAAAAACAGUAAAAUUUAAAAUGCACAUUAAUAUGUUGGGAAAUUUUCAUCUGCAUGAGAUCUCAUUUUUUAAAAGACUGAUUGUGUUUGUGGUGGCAGUGGUUGUAGGCUCAUCCCUCUUUUCUGAAUUAGUCUAAAUAACUGGCGUCAAAUCCACAAAUCCUGCUGCUGGUUUUAAUCACACGUCAGGAAACCCCUGGAGAGGUCAGAGGUCAACACCUCCUAAAGAUGAAAGCUUUGCUUAUUUAUGUGAGAAGUGAUCAUUUCUGUUAUUUAUUUCAAAUUAAAAAAGUGCAGUGUGUUUC
Messenger RNA from Nothobranchius furzeri (turquoise killifish), 3332 nucleotides. RefSeq lists its product as uncharacterized. The record is from RefSeq and is a predicted model, not a curated record. Gene Ontology annotation, cellular component: membrane; external side of plasma membrane. Lineage: Eukaryota; Metazoa; Chordata; Actinopteri; Cyprinodontiformes; Nothobranchiidae. Gene Ontology annotation, molecular function: cytokine receptor activity. Gene Ontology annotation, biological process: cytokine-mediated signaling pathway.